AUGGAUGCAGGUCGCCCAAUGCGCGCCCGCGCUUCAAUCAGCUAUGCUGAACCUACCGAACUCGACGACGACAUUGCCGACGAUGAAUCGCUUGACGAAUCUGCCAUCACUGUCGUCUCAGAAGAUCCUACCACCGACACUGAAGACGCCACUUCCGUUGUCUCCGAUUCUGACUCUGGCUCCGACCUAGAGUUCACUACAGACAAGAGAAAGCUCAAAGCCCAGAUCAAGGCCCAGCAGAAGAAGAAGCAGGUUAAGAAGACCAAGAAGGCCAAGAAGAUCAAAGAAGUCCCCUUCCGCUUCAUGGACCUCCCACCCGAAAUCCGCGUCAUGAUCUAUAAGGCCUGUCUGGUCGAAUCAGCCAAAGAUCUCAGCUAUAUCAGCAAAUCCAAUGGCCGCGACAUUGUCCGUGGCUCCAUGAAGAGAUCAACCAACAGCUGGGGCGGCUGGCGCUAUAGGAUCGAACGCGACAGAUAUGAGCGCACCCCUCUUCUACCUGUCAUCCUGCGUAUCAACAAAGCUAUCAGAGACGAGGCUAUCGGUUAUCUAUACGCUCAGCCAAUCCACUUCGCCACGACCCACACCUUCCAACUCUUCUUUGGCCGCUUGAGCCCAGCCAACCGCAUGUUGCUCAGAAACAUCACUAUUGAUGGUUGGACCGACACCAAGCACGCCCGCGUCAAGGACGUUCAGAUCAUAUUCUCGUUGCUCAUCUCAGCUACCAACGUCAGAUCUAUCAAUAUCACCUGUCGUGCCUAUCACUCCAAUGAUGGUCCAAGCUAUUAUCGUAGAAGUUCUGGCUUCACCGCCGACGGCUACAGCUUCUGGCGUGACAUCGAGUAUUGGGCCGAUGCUAUGGAUGCCGCUCAUGGAAGGGGUGCUGCUAAGGCUGCCUUAACCUUCACCAAGCUGUGCUUUGGCUCUCCUAGAGAGCUUGAAAACGAGGAAGAGGUUGUCGAGAAGCGCGAAAAGGAAUUCUGGGCUCAACUCAAGUUCGCCGAGAAGGCAGAGUAG
Aureobasidium melanogenum CBS 110374 is the source of this 1014-nucleotide messenger RNA. RefSeq lists its product as uncharacterized. NCBI's taxonomy places the organism in Eukaryota, Fungi, Ascomycota, Dothideomycetes, Dothideales, Saccotheciaceae. The transcript has 2 exons. The coding region runs from base 1 to 1014 and encodes 337 amino acids. The record is from RefSeq and is a predicted model, not a curated record.